This is a messenger RNA of Aspergillus uvarum CBS 121591, 2654 nucleotides long. RefSeq names its product acetyl-CoA synthetase-like protein. Gene Ontology annotation, biological process: secondary metabolite biosynthetic process; amino acid activation for nonribosomal peptide biosynthetic process. The coding region runs from base 61 to 2574 and encodes 837 amino acids. The transcript has a single exon. The record is from RefSeq and is a predicted model, not a curated record. Gene Ontology annotation, molecular function: phosphopantetheine binding; catalytic activity. Gene Ontology annotation, cellular component: cytoplasm. Lineage: Eukaryota; Fungi; Ascomycota; Eurotiomycetes; Eurotiales; Aspergillaceae.
UGUGUUUGCAUACCGUCUGACCUAGACCGGACGAGCAACCUCGCGGGCUCAGCAAACACCAUGAAGGUCAACAUCAUGACUACCACCCCUUCAGUGCAUCGACUAUUCAACCCCGCCGAUGUGCCAACCCUGAAGACCAUCAUCUCGUGCGGAGAGAUGCUGACAGCAGCGGACCUCGAGCACUGGCGCGGGAUUGUGCGCAACUGCUGGGGCCCGGUCGAGACCAGCAUCAUCUGCACAGGCAACAUUACUCCACCGGACAAUCGCAACAUUGGAAACGCAUUUGGUUGUCGCACUUGGGUGGUGGACCGCAACGAUCACCGCCGCUUGCUUCCUAUCGGGGCCGUGGGCGAGGUGCUAGUGGAAGGGGCCAUUGUGGCCCGGGGCUAUCUGAAUGAGCCCGAGAAAACUGCCGAAGUCUUUGUCGAGAGUCCUCCCUGGAUGAAGCGGGGUUCAGAGACCGACGGGCUUCGACAAUACCGGACUGGCGACUUGGCCCGUUACAACGCGGACGGGACUCUACAUUUCGUCGAGCGAAAGGAUACCCAGGUGAAGCUCCAUGGUAAUCGGAUUGAGGUCGCCGAGGUCGAGCAUUAUCUGCAGAUCUCAUUUCUGAGUGUGGAUGAUGUGAUCGUGGACAUUGUUAGCCCACCUGCUCGUGGUAACCAUCAGAUCCUGGUUGCAUUUGUCCUGGAGCCUCGCCGUCGCUCCACUGAGACAGCAAUGCUUCUCCCGAUUGAUGAGCAGUUUCGACAGGCGUGCACUGAGGCUGAAGAGAAACUACGGUCUCGUGUUCCAUCGUACAUGGUUCCAGGCGCUUUUAUUCCUGUGUCGCGUAUGCCACUCACUCUUAACGGAAAGAUUGAUCGAAGGAACCUACGUGAGACUGCAGCAGGACUGUCGAAGGAGGCGCUCGACAUCUACACUACCAAGGGCCGCAUUGAUACGCAGCCUUCGCAUAAGCGUAAGCCCCAGACGGAACGCGAAAUGCUGCUACAGAAGCUCGUAGCUGAAAGUCUCGAGGUGGAGCCAUCAACUAUCGGCAUGGAAGACAAUUUCUUCUUCUUGGGUGGGGAUUCUACCACGGCCAUGAAACUGGUCAGCUUGGCCCGUGGAGCAGGAAUGUCCUUCACAGUUCCUGACUUGGUCUCUCACCCUCAUUUCCUGGAUCUUCUCGCUUUCAUCGACCAGCGAGAGGGUGAUGAAGUCGACAGGAAGGAAGAUAUCUUCACGCAGCCAGCACCAUUCUCUCUUCUGCAGGUCGGUGACGCCGCAGCCUUUUUCAAAGAGACCCUGGCACCGCAGCUGCCAGACUUCAUGUUCGAGGAUGUACUCGACGCUUUCCCAAUGACAGACAUGCAGAAGCGCUUCUAUGGCCCUCCACAAUAUUAUCAAUUAUUCCUACAGGGCGAAUUCGACCAGGCACGUCUGGAAGACGCAUGUGAGCAACUGAUGAAAGACAACGCAAUCCUGCGAGCCAUUUUCGUCUCCCACAACGAUGAUAUGAUCCAGAUCAUUCCCAAGAGGAGCAUGUUCUCCUUUGAAGAGGAUGAAUGUGAAGAGCCUGACCUUGCAGAGUACGUCCAGAAGCUCUGCCAGGAAGACGUCGCGAAGUCAAUCCCACUGGGACAGGCUCCCACCAAGUUCACACUGGUGAAGCGCAGUCCCACCGAAAACGUCUUGGUCAUCCGAAUCACGCACUCUCAAUAUGACGGUGUGACUCUGCCUAUUAUCUACCGUCGCCUUGCAGCGUUAUACCGUGGGGAGCCCACCCCCGUCGUCACUGAUUUUCCGGAAUACCUAUACCGCGCGAAGACCCUCAAGACCCCUGCCGCAAUCGAAACAUGGAAAGACAUCCUUCAGAAUGCCUCCAUGAGCUACAUCGGCCUUCAACAGGCUCCUCCCCCCGAACCCACCCUGCUCUAUGCCACCCGCGUCUUGCCCAACCUCAAACCGAGUCCGGGAAUCACGCGAGCCACGCUGGUGAAGGCCGCCUGGGCGCUCACUCUCUCCAGCCACCUGGCACGUAGAGAUGUGACCUUCUUCCAGAUGGUCAAUGCCCGUGGAAUCGCCAUCCCAGGCAUCGAAUCGGUCCUGGGUCCCUGUUUCAACUCGAUCCCGGUGCGCGUCACCCGCCAAAAGGCUUGGACCGGCCUCGACCUCCUGCACUAUGUGCAGAACCAGCACCUGAAGACCAUGCCCUACAGCUCUCUUGGGUUUGAGGAAGUGAAGAGGCUGAGCACCGGCUGGAACCCGCUGACGAAGAUGGCGUCGGUGGUCGUGCACCAGCACUUUGAGCAGCUCAAAGCCUUCGACUUCGCGGAUGGAAUACAUUGUACCAUCAAGGAGUUCUUCUCACCGACGAUUCCGAAUGAGGUUGUACUCUUUUCGGAGAUAAACGAGGGAAAGCAGUGGGAGUUGCAUCUGUUGACCUCGGUGAAUGUUUUGGGACCGGAGGCGUACGAUGGGUUGUUGGGGAAGACGGUAGAGUACAUGAAGGUUUUGGCAGCUACGCCGGAGAGAGAGCUCGAGAGUAUUGUUGGAUUCUAUAAGACUCGUUUGGCUUCUUGCUGAUAUGUAUCCGCUGGAGUUGUUGGACUUUAGGUGCUGGUACUACGCUCACUCGUUUACCUAAAUUGUAUGCUUGAAUGAGA